CCUUUUCAAUAGUGGCGGAUACUAAGUAGUAGAUACGCAGUCCAGUGCAAGGCGCAAGUUUAAAAGAUGAGUUUUAAAUCAAAAGUUGUUGUAGUUACUGGUUCAAGUGGAGGAAUCGGGGCAGCUAUAGCAAUCGCUUUCGCUAAAGAAGGCGCUGAUGUUGUUGUCAUAGGCAGAAAUGAUGAAAAACUAAAAAGCGUGAAGAAACAAUGCGAAUCUUACGGACGCACCCCACUAGUCUUAAAAGCAGAUGUAUCUAAAGACGAAGAUGCGAAGAAAAUCAUAGCAGAUACGAUUAAAAAAUUUGGUAAACUAGAUAUUUUGGUGAACAACGCUGGCAUUUUGCGGAUGAGUAGCUUCGUUGAAGGCACAUUCAUGAGUAGCUAUGAGGAAGUACAUAAUACGAAUUUACGUGCAGCUGCUCUUUUAUUACAAUUGGCGACUCCACACCUUAUAGCUAGCAAAGGUAAUGUAAUAAAUAUAUCCAGUGUGGCUGGCAGACAGCUGGUUAACUACCAAGGCACAGCCUAUGGUAUGUCGAAAGCAGCGAUGGAUAUGUUAACAAGCGGAGCUGCAUUGGAGCUUGGGAAGUAUGGCGUAAGAGUCAAUACAGUUAGUCCUGGUCCUGUAAAAACUGAUAUAAUAACAAACAGUGUAAAAGAAGGUGAAGUGGCUGAAGAAAUUACUGUUAAAACUGUCUUGAAUAGAUGGAGCGAACCCGAGGAAAUUGCAGAUUUGGUUCUAUUCAUUGCGAGUGAUAAAGCUAAGGGAAUCACAGGGUCUAACUUUACAUCAGACAAUGGAUAUUUGGUCGUGAAGUAAAUGGAAAAGUUAUAAAAUAUUGAUGUGAUUGUAUCAUGAUUGUAUGAUGUACGAUUUUACUAUUUUUGUUACAAUAUACAAAUGAACUAAU
Molecule: messenger RNA, 913 nt
Organism: Colias croceus (clouded yellow)
Lineage: Eukaryota; Metazoa; Arthropoda; Insecta; Lepidoptera; Pieridae
Product: glucose 1-dehydrogenase 2-like
Exons: 1
Coding region: 67-822 (251 amino acids)
Molecular function (GO): oxidoreductase activity
Source: RefSeq, a predicted model, not a curated record